AUGGGAGGGUGUUGUACUAAAAAGGCUAAUAGAGAGAGUGGAAUUCAAUAAUAGAUAGAGAAAACUAUUAUUGAAUAAUAGAAACUUAGAGAAGAGGAAGAAGAAAUACAAUAUAAUUAGGGAAAUAAAGACUAUUCAACAAAGCGAUCAAUUCAUAUUGUUUAAACUACUAUGUAUACAAAUUAAGAAAGAUAAGAUGAUGGAAUGAUUGAGAUAAUCUAAGAGGAAGAAAAGAUAGAAUAAAAACCUGUUAAAAAAAGUAAGUCAAAAUAAACAAAAGACGAUAUCAAUUAUUAUAAAAAAUAUGAACAUGUAUUAAGUGUGAAGGCAAUAAUAGUUGAAUUAGUUAAAAAUGAAGUAAGUCACUAUUAUUCAUUAAUAAUCAGAGUAAAUUAUAAGGAUUAUAUUGGAGAAGCUAAAAUGAAUGGAAUAUUAAUUACUUAAAGCGACUUUCAUUACUACACUAUUUAACCUGAAAAAUUCAGUGAAGCUAAUUAAUACUCAAGGUUCUCUACAUUCUUUUCUAAUGAUAAUUAUUUUAAUGCUGACAAAGAGAGUGUUAAUAAUUUUAAUGCUUUUGAUAAACUCUUGCCUGUAGAUAGAAUAGUUAGAAUUAAAUAAGUAGAAAAGAAAGUUCGUAGAAAACAGACUAUUUUUGCAGAAAAAGAAUAAACUUCUCCAGUAAAGAAUAAAUUAGAAUUCUUUGAUUCAAGAUAAUAAGAAAUGCUUGAAGUAAUUACUAUUGUUGAUGUUGAAGAAUAAGAGAGAUUCCAAUGUCUAUUAUUUCAUAUACUUUUAUAGUAACAAUUCCCAGAACUUAAUUAAAACUUAGUUUUUAUUUAAAAUGCUACAUUUUUAUUUGAUAGACCACCUUCAUUAGAUGCCCCAAAUAUUUAUAGGAUUGCAUUAUUCUAUGAUAGAUUGGAUUAUUCAUUAAAAGAUUUGUAAGCAAUUCUUAUUAAAGAAAAUAAGGAAUUAUCACCUCAUUUGCAUAAGACAUUAUCAUUAAAUCUAAUUCAGAUAUUAUAUAAUUGUUAUUCUAAAUAUAUAUUCAGACUUAAUUUUACACUAUCAACUAUUUUUUAUAAUUAACGAAGUAAAUGUUUUAAAUUGGAAUCUUUUGGAAGAUUAAAAAGUAUGCUUCCUUUUCAUUCUAAUUAAGAAAUGCUUCUAAAAACAGUAGAAGAAAAAAAGUAAGUGGCUUUUAAAAAGGCAUUGAAAAGAGAUUUAUUUGCAUUAUGUGAUUUGAUAAUAUAUUUCAAAAGAAUAGGAGAGAAUAAUUUAAGAUCUAUUUAAACUAAGAGGAAAAAGUUCUUAAAGGCAAUAGAUGGAUAAAAAGAAAAUAAUGUAAAUGAAUUAGAAGAUAAUUAUCUUCAUAUAGCUGAAGAACGUUUUAGUCAUAAUUCAGAUAAGUAUUUAUUUGAAUUUAUAAAAAUGGUUAUCUUUACAACUAAAGUAGAUUCAACUGAAACGAUUAUGCAAAAUCUUUAAUCAAUAAUUGAAAGUUUAUAAAAAUAAAUAAAUACGUAUGAAAAUAAGGUGGAAAACUAGAGAGAAGAAAAUGUAGAAAAAGAAUAAAAUAAUGAAAGUCCUCAAAAAAAUGAGAAUGUGGAAGUAAUUAAUUUAAAUGAACUCAAUUUUAGUUAAUCUGAAAUUUCUAAUGAAGAUAACAAUAAAUCAAAUUAUUUGGAAUAUUUUGAUUUUGAUAUCAAGAAGGAAUUUCCUAAUAUUGCACAGAAUAAAGAUAAAUUAAAGGAAUCAGAAUUAAUUUAUAAAGAUAUGCUAUAUCAAUCACUUUUUUAUUAUAAUGAAUUAUAUUAUUAGGAUUUGAAAUAACAAUUAAAUAUAUAGAGUCUAUCAAAAUUACAAUAAGCUUAGAUGAUUGUUUUAAAUGCUUAUAGUAAGAUAAAGGAAAUGAAAGAAGAAUCAUGGGAAGUUAAAUAUUAAGAAAUAUCUUAACUUGUUGAAGAGGCUAUUCCAAUAAUGAACAGUAUUAAUGAAGAUAGUUAUGAUAACUUUCACAUUUCAAUGUUGUUUUAAAUUUUAUCAUUAUCAUAAAGGAAGCCUUUGGUUAUUUUAAACUAAUUAUAAAGAUGUUUUACAAAGUAAAUUGAAUUAAAGUAGAAAUAAACAAAUAGAUUAAGAGGAAAGAAUAUUGCAAAAGGAUUAAUUGAAUAAAAGAAGUAUGUAAUGAUAUAAACAAUGUAUGCUCAAUCAUAUUUGAAUACUAAUCAUUAUUUUGAAGCAAUCACAAAAAUAUAGAAAAUAAUUGGUUUUUAAUUAAAGAAUUUUCAUACUCCUUCAUUAAUUUAUGGAUAUUCAUUAAUGAUUAGUGGUGAGAUUGCAAGAUUAAGUUCAUAACCAAUUUCUGCAAUGCUCAAUUUAGAAAUGAGUUUAACUAUUUAUAAUUAGUUUUUUCCAGAAUCUAUUAUACAAUAAAUUUAACCAGAAGAAUAAUUUAAUUUAUAGAGAAUAAAAAGAGAAGGUGAUUAAUAGGAGAAUUAAACAUAAUUAAAGCAAAUUAAAUUUGAUAAUCUUGCUACUAGUAAUUUAGCAAAAGUAGAAUUUCUACUUGGCAUGAGUUAUUUUGAUUCUCAUGAUUAAGAAAAUGCUUUAAAAAGUUUAAGAAGAGCAUAAAAAUUAAUGAUGAGAUCAUUUGGUAUUUUUGCAGAUGAAGUUAUAGCCCUAGUUUUAUAUUAACUUAAUAUCUAUGUAUUAUAAGAUGAUGUAGGUGCAGUUAUCAAAAUUGCUAUGAAAUAUGCUACAGAAAUGAAUAAAUAAUAUAAAUAAGGUAAAUAAUUUAAAAGAAAAUGUAUUGCUAAAUUGUAAUUUAUUAUUGGAUGUAUUUUUUAAUUUUGUGGAUCUUAUUUAAGUGCUUUAAGAUAUAUUGAAAGAUCAAAUAGAACAUUAUCAAAUGCAAAACUUAAUAAUUUUAUUAUUUAAGCACAUUAUUAAGCCAAAAAGAUUACUAUUAUUCAAUAAAUUAAACGAGCAUUUCUUAGAAUUAAAAGUAAACAAUAAUUAAGAGGAUAAUUGGAUUUGAAUCAAUUUUAAUCUCUUAAUGAACUUUUAGGAUCUGCAUUUUAAAAUUCAUUUUUUUGUUAACCAAUUAAAUAUCAUGCUACUAUAUUAUUUAAAAAAUAUUGUAGAUACAUUUUAUAAAUACAAGGUUUAAUUAGAAUAGGGGAAAAUGAAAAAGUAAUUCAUCAUAUCAAUGAACUAUUAAAAUCUACAUCAAAAUUAAAGAAAGAUGAACUUUAUGCAUAUCUUAAAGAUAAAUUGGUUUUAAUUACUUUUGAAUCUACUUCAAUAAAGUCAUAAAUUUAAGAUCUUUAGAGGUUAAUUGAAAUACAUGAUAGAUAUUUACAAUUUCCAAUCAAAUAAAAUUAUUAAUUGAAGGCUUAUAUUAUUUUAAUAUGUUUAUUUGCAAAAAUAGGGGAUCAUUAAAAAUUUAAUUAAACAUCAUCUAAAAUUGAUGAUUUUAUUUAAGAUAUUCAUUAAUUGUUGAAUUGGUAAGUAUCAGUUCCAAAUGAUAUUAAUAUUAAUUUUGGCAAAUUCGAAAGAUUAAAGAAUCGUAACAAAAUUAAUAUUUUGUUUUAAAUUCAUUAAAUCAUGGAAUUAGUACAAUAUUUUUAUAAUGUAAGAAAAAAGUUAUUUGAUUCAAUUGAAAAUUAAUAACAAUUAUAAGAAAUUGUAACAUAAGUUUUUAAAAAAUUGACAAAUCAAUCAUAACCAAUAUUUAAAAAAUAUUAUGAUAAAAAGUAAGAAUGCUUAUUUGGUGUCUCAUCCAAAGUAGAAAUUAAAAAUUUAGAAAAAAAAGAAAAUGAAAUUCUAAAAAUUAAUGAUAAUUAAGAUGUUAAAUCAAACCAAUAAAUUGUUGAUACUAUACAGCCUGAAUAAGUUGAUGAUAAAAAAAAUCAUAAAUUAGUUUUUGACUUAAGAAGUUAUGAAGAAAUUGUAUUAUCUAGAAAACAAUAGAGAAAGAAAUCUCAUCAUUAAAAAUAACAAUCUUAAGAUCUGUAAAUUGAAAAAAAAGAAAUGCCAGAAAUUAAAGAAAUCCAAUAAUAAAAACAUAAAAGAAAUGUUACAGAAAUGACAGCAGCUACUUCAAAUAAGAAUAAAAAACAACAACCUUUCAAAUUAAACCCUUUUUAAAAUACAAUUAAAAACUCUAAAAAAUGA
This is a messenger RNA of Paramecium sonneborni, 4182 nucleotides long. The record is from the annotation of a GenBank genome assembly. Lineage: Eukaryota; Ciliophora; Oligohymenophorea; Peniculida; Parameciidae.